Molecule: messenger RNA, 2904 nt
Organism: Melanotaenia boesemani (Boeseman's rainbowfish)
Lineage: Eukaryota; Metazoa; Chordata; Actinopteri; Atheriniformes; Melanotaeniidae
Gene: tcf7l1b
Product: transcription factor 7 like 1b
Exons: 12
Coding region: 734-2479 (581 amino acids)
Biological process (GO): regulation of transcription by RNA polymerase II; generation of neurons; canonical Wnt signaling pathway
Cellular component (GO): beta-catenin-TCF complex
Molecular function (GO): DNA-binding transcription factor activity, RNA polymerase II-specific; RNA polymerase II cis-regulatory region sequence-specific DNA binding
Source: RefSeq, a predicted model, not a curated record
UCUUCCACUUCAACAACCAAGUAGUUUUCGGAGAGCAUUCCCCGGCAGCAAUGUGGAGGGAAAGGCCGAAGAGCUAAUUUUCUUUUCUACUCCACGCUCCUGCCUUGCGUUGCGUUUCUCUUCGUCUAGUUAUGAACUUUGCGUUUGUUGGGGGACAAAACAAACCGUCCGUUAUUGGGGAAGGCGAGUCAGAAGUAAGGAAACUGCAGACUGUCCGACUCGUGCUUUUCCCCCCUUUACUUUUUCCUUUUUUUUCCGCGUGAACCAUUUUCUUACACAUGGAUAUUAGGAGAUAAAAUCGGACGUGUUGCUUUCUCUUGAGUAGCUUUCUCGGUCGCUUGGACUGUGUUUUUAUGUUGUCUCCGGGCUCUGGAGGAGGAGAGAAAGUGCCAUUCCUCAGGAGCACAAGAAGUAGAGACGUAAAAGGACCACAAGUUGUCCACAAGCUGCGAAGGAGACGAAACUUUGCCAAGUUGCUGCGCAUCCGGCCGCAGACGCCAAAUAUUCGUCGACAUUUUCUCCUGCUGUUAACUUUACCUGUGGAUUAUUAACACGACAUGGACCACGGAGUCGCGUUCAGAGGAUGAAAGAGGAGUUUUGAAACAUGGACUGAUUCUUUUAGUUAGUUUACUGCAAGUGACACGUUUGGACUACACUGCUCUGGCAAAGAAAAAAAAGUCAGUUCUUGCGUUUGUUUUUCCUCCUUUGCGAUCCGAUCCACUGGUGUGCGAAAAUGCCUCAGCUCAACGGAGGCGGUGGGGAUGAUUUGGGGGCCAAUGAUGAAAUGAUCUCGUUCAAAGACGAGGGGGAACAAGAGGAAAAGAUAUCCGAAAAUGUGUCCGCGGAGAGGGAUUUGGAUGAUGUGAAAUCCUCCUUAGUGAACGAGUCGGAAAACAACAGCAGCUCAUCGGACUCAGAGCAAGCGGAGAGGCGCCCCCAAACCAGACCCGACUCAGAAAGUUAUGAGAAAACAAGAGACUACUUCAGUGAAGCACUGAGAAGACAGCAAGAUGGUGGCUUUUUUAAGAGCCCUCACUAUCCAGGCUACCCGUUUCUAAUGAUUCCAGACCUCACCAAUCCAUACCUAUCCAAUGGUUCGCUGUCUCCCAGAACAUACCUGCAGAUGAAAUGGCCUCUGUUGGAUGUCCCCACUUCUGCAGGAAUUAAAGACUCUCGUUCUCCAACACCGGGACAUUUAUCCAAUAAAGUCCCGGUGGUACAGCAUGCCCACCACGUCCAUCCACUGACACCGCUCAUCACCUACAGCAAUGAACACUUCUCUCCCGGCACUCCGCCAUCACACCUCUCGCCAGAGAUCCUCGAUCCAAAGACAGGUAUUCCUCGGACGCCUCACCCAUCAGAACUCUCCCCAUACUACCCCCUGUCUCCCGGUGCUGUUGGUUCAAUUGCACACCCUCUGAGCUGGCUCAUGCCACAGCAAGGCCAGCCCAUGUACUCCAUCCCUCCAGGGGGAUUCCGUCACCCCUAUCCAGCACUGGCAAUGAAUGCAUCCAUGUCCAGCUUGGUGUCCAGCCGUUUCUCCCCACACAUGGUGACCCCUCCUCCACACAGCCUCCACCAGACUGGCAUUCCCCAUCCUGCCAUCGUCUCACCAGCCAUUAAGCAGGAGCCCAGCGGUGACAACAUCAGCCCCUCGAUGCACGCCAGGAAGUCGCCUGUUCCUGCCAAAAAAGAAGAGGACAAGAAGCCUCAUAUCAAGAAGCCUCUGAAUGCUUUCAUGCUAUAUAUGAAGGAGAUGAGAGCCAAAGUGGUGGCAGAGUGCACUCUGAAAGAGAGUGCGGCCAUCAAUCAGAUCCUUGGAAGACGGUGGCAUUCUCUGUCAAGAGAGGAACAAGCCAAAUACUACGAGCUAGCUAGAAAAGAGAGGCAACUCCACUCGCAGCUCUAUCCUGGAUGGUCAGCACGAGAUAACUAUGGAAAGCGGAAAAAGAGGAAGAGAGAGAAUAAACCAGACUCAAAACCAGAGGACUUCUCGAUAAGAAGUAAGAAGCAGUGCGUGCAGUACCUGCCGUCAGAGAAGAUGUGUGACAGCCCGGCGUCGUCUCAUGGAAGCAUGCUGGACUCACCGGCCACUCCGUCUGCUGCCUUGGCCUCCCCUGCUGCUCCCGCUGCCACUCACUCCGAACAGGCCCAGCCGUUAUCGCUCACCACCAAACCGGAGGGACGCAUGCACCACCACUUCUCCCUACCUGGGAAGGUCUCUGGAUCCACAUCCUCCUCCUCUUCUUCCUCCUCCUCUUCCUCUUCUUCUUCCUCCUCCCAGCCUACUAUCUCCAUCCCUAUUGGUACUUCAGGUAGCCAGUCGAACACACCUAUCCUCACCCGGCCUAUCCCCUUCACUUCUCUGCACCCCUCUAUGCUCUCCCCCUCCUCCCCCUUCCAUCAGGCAGCCCUUCACUCCCAUCAUUCCCUGUUCCAGUCGCAACCCCUCUCCUUGGUUACCAAACCAACUGAAUGAAUCCGUAAAGGCAAUUUUCUCUCAUUUAUUGUGCUGUAUAUUGCUUUUCUUUCAAAUAGAUGUUAGAACAGCCUUUUUUUCUAAAUAUUGAAAAGGAAGAAAUAUUAUUGGUCAAUAUUUGACUGCCUCCUUUUCUACAUCUCUCAAUGAAAACAAAAUGUAUUUUUUGUAAAGUUUACCGCAGAACUGGGUUCUUUUUGAUGCAUUUAUCCAAUGAACUUCUUGUAUAAAAGAACCAAUGUACAUAACGUUUCUUUAUAAAAGCAAAAAAAAGAAAAACACAUUUUCUUUCUAGCCAAAACCUAAUUAAUGUUAGUAUGAAGUUAAAGUCCUAGUCUUGGCCAAUAAUUGCAACCCCUUUUUCAAUUCACUAGUGUUUGCCCCUUCUUUGACAUGUUAAAUAAACAUUUGAAAUUGUUUCUUAA